This is a messenger RNA of Acanthocheilonema viteae, 2292 nucleotides long. NCBI's taxonomy places the organism in Eukaryota, Metazoa, Nematoda, Chromadorea, Rhabditida, Onchocercidae. The record is from the annotation of a GenBank genome assembly.
AUGGUGAUAACAGUAUUACUGAUAAUAGUGAUAUUUUUGAGUACACAACGUGCUACUACAACUACCACAGGUAAAUGGAAUUCAUCAUUCAAUACUACCUUCACAUAUGCACAUCGUAUACGUCAAAAUUCAGCUGAGCAAACUCAAAUUAGUCAACAACUGAUGGAUGCAUUUGACGCUGAUAAUAUUAAAAAGAAUAUCAAAUGGCUCUCUGAAAAAAUGCAUGUUGCGGGUACCAAAGAAAAUGUUGAACUUAUGAAGAAAAUCGCUGAUAAGUAUCAGAGGUAUGAAUAUGAUGUGAAAACUUACAGUUACAAUGUUUUAUUGAAUUAUCCAAAUUAUGAGAAACCAAAUCGGAUUGAGCUACAUAUGGGUGGUGAAAAAUGGAAAGAGCUUAGCAAUGGCCUUGCUAAACGACUUGGCCCAAAAGAAGCACAAGAACAAGCAAAUCCGCGAGGAUUGGUUUAUUGGGCGGCUUACUCAAAGAAUGGCACAGUUAUUGGACAAGUAGUUUAUGUUAAUUACGGAACUAUCGAUGAUUACAAAGGAUUAGAGAAGAUUGGAAUUUCAUUGAAAGGUAAAAUAGCAUUAUGUCGUUAUGGUGCAAUAUUUCGUGGUGAUAAAGUGCAGCUUGCUGUAAAACAUGGCGCUAUUGGAAUGAUUUUAUACAGUGACCCAUUUGAUUACACAAAUGGACGAAAUAAUGUGAAGGUAUUUCCAAAUGAAAUCUGGUUACCGGAAACAGGUGCACAACGUGGAACAUUACUUAAAACGGAUGGUGAUCCGGAAACACCGUUAUUACCAUCGAAAUAUUACACUUAUCGUACGGAAACGGAGGAAAAUUUACGCCAACGACAAAUAAUGCCAUCAAUUCCGGUAAUGCCUAUUGGUUACAGAGAUGCUCGAAAAAUAAUGGAAAAUUUUAAUGGACCACAAAUUAAGUUACAUGACUGGAUUGGAUCUAUGAAUGUAACAUAUCGUAUCACGGGAUCAGCAAUAUUCCGAGUUACUGUACAUUCUGCUUGUACACGUCGUAUCAUUACAAAUAUUGUAGCAACGAUGUUUGGACGUGAGGAACCGGAUCGUUAUGUAUUGUUCAGUAAUCAUUACGAUGCUUGGGUUAAGGGUACAAUCGAUCCAAUUUCUGCUACCGGUACUAUGCUUGAGAUGGCACGAGUAUUGUCACAAAUGAAAAAGACAGCAAAAUGGCGUCCACGACGUACAAUAAUGUUUUGUUUAUGGGAUGCUGAAGAAUUUGGACUUAUUGGAAGUACAGAAUGGGUGGAAGAAUUUAUGAAACCGCUUCAGCAACGAGCAAUUGCUGUAAUAAAUAUUGAUAAUAUCAACGGUGAUACGUCACUCUCUGUUAAAGCUGUUCCAUUGCUUUAUCGUGUUAUUGUCAACGCAGCUGCUAAAGUAGGAAGUCCAAAUACGUUGGAACGAGGAGCAGAACGAAUGACAUUAUUAGAUUCUUGGAAAUUUUAUGAUCCGAAAGGCCCGAUUACCGGUGAUCGAUCAAUUCCCGGUAUUGGUAUACCCGGAACUGGAUCUGAUUUUCAGCGUUUUCUAACUUAUUUGGGUAUUCCGGUGAUUGAUAUGAAACUUGAAAGUGCUCCAUUAUAUACAUAUAUGCUUUACCAUACAAUGUAUGAAAUUCCUUGGCUAUUGGAUAAUUUUUUUGAUCGAAAUUAUACCGCAUUAAUGGCUAUGGGACAAUUAUGGCUUGAAAUUGGACGAGAUAUCGCGGAUAGUUUAAUAAUUCCAUUUAAUUUACACGAUUAUGGUUUGGUAUUGUCUGAUUUUAUCGAUCGAAUGGAUCAACAAUUGGAAUAUAUCGAAAUUCCAAAAGCUGUUGGUGCAAAAACAUAUCGCGUUGUUUUGAAUAAUUUACGCGAAGCAUUAACACGAUUUCAGGUUGUUACAAAUGUAAUACAAGAAAUUGUUCAGUCAGUUAAUACGGGUCAUGAAUCGAUAAGCAUCAAACAAGCGGAAAUGUUAAAUAAUCGGAUGCAGUAUAUUGAGCGAGCAUUUAUUAUUGAACAAGGAAUUUAUCCGGAAAGAGCGGAAUUUCGUCAUUUGAUCUUUACCAGUAACAGUAUCCAUAAUGAUUAUGGAAAUUUAUUAUUCGGUGGAAUUUUGGAUCCGGCAAUGCAAUGGCACAAUGCCUUAAUUAUGGGUAAUUUAAAUAAAGCAAAUUAUUGGUUAAAAAUGAUGAAAAUUGGACUUGCUAAGUUGCAUUACGGUAUUGAAUCAGCUAUUUUGACGUUGGAUUUGGAGGGAUAUUUUGAUUGA